Molecule: messenger RNA, 1548 nt
Organism: Emericellopsis cladophorae
Lineage: Eukaryota; Fungi; Ascomycota; Sordariomycetes; Hypocreales; Bionectriaceae
Product: Asparagine--tRNA ligase-like protein
Exons: 3
Coding region: 1-1548 (515 amino acids)
Biological process (GO): asparaginyl-tRNA aminoacylation
Cellular component (GO): mitochondrion
Molecular function (GO): ATP binding; asparagine-tRNA ligase activity
Source: RefSeq, a predicted model, not a curated record
AUGAGGGCUUCCUCGCGUGCGUGUCGCUUCGCCAGGUCCCAGUUGACACGACCUCAGACAUCCUCGGCUCGGUCUUACUCUGUUCGAGUCUCACAGGAGCAUGGUCCGACGUCUGUCUCUACCGUUUCCGACCUCCUGUCAAUAGAUCGGACUCUUGAUGUACGAGUGGACGGGUGGAUCAAGAAUGUGAGGCGGAGCGCAACCGUUCGGUUCCUGGACAUAUCAGAUGGCUCCUGCAGGGCCCCUCUCCAGGCCGUUGUUGACAAACACGUCUUCAACAGUUUGCCAGGAGUCGGGGCUCAGUUCGGGGCGGCUGUCAGCCUCAAGGGCACUUGGACGCCAAGGGCAAAGCCCGAAACAGCACAACCUGGGGAAACAGCCACUUUCGAGCUGAGCGUGAAGGAGAUGGAGAUUCUGGGAGAAUCAAAUGCUGCACGGAAAUAUGCCACUCCUGAGAGUCUGCGCAGGAUACCGCAUCUCCGGAUGCGAACACCUCUGAACAACAACAUGCUCCGCAUCCGCUCGGAUGUCAUGGGUAUCCUGAGUCAGUUUAUGGAGAAGCAGAAGUUCCAGCAAACACAUACACCAAUCGUCACAACGUCGGAUUGCGAAGGCGCCGGUGAGACUUUCCGCGUCGAAGCCGGCACGCCCAAAGACCCCUUCUCAAAGAAGCCCCAGUAUCUCACAGUGUCUUCGCAACUUUAUCUCGAGGCCUUGGCGCAGGCGCUUGGCAACGUGUGGACCCUCUCGCCAACAUUCCGCGCUGAGAAGAGUGAUACGUCUCGGCAUCUGAGCGAGUUCUACAUGUUGGAAGCCGAGCUGUCCUUCGUCGAUGACAUGGACGAAGUCAUGGACUUUAUACAGAAGCUCUUGGGUGCUGUCGUCGGAGGCCUUCAACAACGGAGCGCAUGGAAGGAGCUGGAUGACCUGAGAUUGCAUCCAAAAAACCCUGAGGAGCAGCAAACCGUUGCCGACCUGGACAGCCGCGACAUCCUACAGCGACGAUGGAACGGCCUUGUGCAUACCUCCAGAUGGCCCAGGAUCACCUACACCAAAGCCAUUGAACUCUUGCAAGAAAAGGGCGCCGGCUUCGAGUUCCCCCCGACUUGGGGCAAGGGGCUGCAAAGUGAACACGAGCGGUACCUUGCCGAGUCGAUAGGCUACGAUCAAGCAAGCAACUCAUAUCUCCCCGUCUUCAUCACGCACUACCCCAGAGAAAUCAAAGCUUUCUACAUGCGCCAGUCCCAGGCGAGCCCGACGCAAGGAUCUGUCUUUGACUGCUUCGACCUCAUCGUCCCGGGGCUCGGCGAGCUGGCAGGCGGUUCCAUGCGUGAGCACCGGCACGGCUUGCUGUUGGAGAAUAUGGGCCCUGAUCAUCGUCCGGGCGAGGGCGUCCUCGACUGGUACGAGGAUCUUCGCCGUUGGGGUUGCCCCCCCCACGGCGGAUUUGGCAUCGGCUUCGAUCGUCUACUGAGCUACCUGACGGGCGUCAAGAGCAUUCGGGACACGGUCCCCUUUCCUCGCCUAUACGGCCACAUGCACCCGUAG